AUGCUUGCCCAUGGCACGGACUCCCAUGACUUGAAGACAGCUAUGGAUUCUCCCGACCUGAAAAAUGGCCUCUUCUCGCCCUCCCGGACGUCUGGACCUCGCCAGUCCCCGACUUCGGACUCUCUUCCUACCAAAUACGAACCCGAAGUGAAAGAGGAAUCUGUUAUCAUGGAGGAAAAGAUUGGCGACAUCGUCAAGGACGAGAUCGGCCAGCCGCCGAAGCUGUCGCGGAGUUCAUCCAAGAUCGCCCCGAGGCCACCGCAGCUUUUCUCGCAUCUGCCCGACAGCACCGAUGAUGCGUUGGCCACAUUCUCGCAGAUCGAAGAGUGUUGGUAUGCGAACAAAAAUAUGGGCUAUACUGAACAUGCUAUGGAGUGUGAAUGUGCUGAGGAGUGGGACGCCGAAAGUGGCAAAAACCUGGCCUGUGGAGAUGAUUCCGACUGCAUCAAUCGAUGGACCAAGAUUGAGUGUCUUGGAGACUGUGGUUGUGGCGCCGACUGCCAGAACCAACGCUUUCAAAAAAAACAAUAUGCGCCGGUGUCGGUCAUCAAAACCGAGAAAAAGGGAUUUGGACUACGAGCCGAAGUCAACCUCGAGCCGAAUCAGUUGAUCUACGAAUAUGUGGGCGAGGUGGUGGGUGAGGCCCAAUUUCGGAAACGGAUGCGCGAUUAUGAUGACCAGGGUAUCAAGCACUUUUACUUCAUGUCUCUGAACAAGGGCGAGUUUGUCGAUGCGACCAAACGGGGUAAUCUGGGCCGAUUCUGCAAUCAUUCUUGCAAUCCCAAUUGCUAUGUCGAUAAGUGGGUGGUUGGAGAGAAAUUGCGCAUGGGCAUUUUCGCCGAGCGCGCGGUACAGGCGGGUGAGGAACUGGUCUUCAACUAUAACGUGGACCGAUAUGGUGCCGAUCCGCAACCAUGUUACUGUGCCGAGCCGAACUGCACUGGGUUUAUUGGUGGUCGGACACAGACAGAGCGCGCAACGAAACUGUCGAAUGCCACGAUCGAAGCCCUGGGUAUAGACGAGUCCGAGGGCUGGGAUACCGUGGUGGCCCGGCGUCCGAAGAAGAAGAAGACCGAGGAGGACGAUGAGGAGUAUGUGGACAGCGUGCAGCCGAAGUCAUUGGAUGAGGAUGGUGUGACCAAGGUCAUGGCGGCGUUGAUGCAGUGCCAGGAGAAAUGGAUUGCCGUCAAGCUCCUGGGGCGGAUCCAACGCUGCGAGGAUGAGCGGGUGCGGAAUCGCGUCGUGAAGAUGCACGGUUAUCAAAUCCUCAGCUCGCAGUUAGCCAUGUGGAAGGGAGAUCACAAUGUGCUGCAGCAGAUCUUGGAUAUCUUGGACACUUUCCCUCGCCUUACCCGCAAUAAGAUCAUCGACUCCAAGAUCGAGGACAACAUCCGGCCAAUUACGGAGUGCGAUGACGAGCGAGUGGCCCAGAAGGCGACCGCGCUAUUAGCUAGCUGGGCCAACCUGGCAGUUGGUUACCGCAUUCCGCGGAUGAAACGGGGCGAACAGGCAAAGCAAGCUGUGAACCAAUUUGAACGACGCGAAUCUGGCCGCGAGCAGCGCGCGCGAUCUGCCACACGUUCUCCAUCACCCGAGCACAAACAAAAUCAACCGAAGAACCGACGCGAGCCUCACAAUCGGCCACCACGACCUAAUCGGCGCAUUCGUCAGCAGCAGCAGCCCUUGCCCGAUGGUUGGUAUACUGCCAAGGACGAAGCAGGUCGCACGUAUUACUAUUCCGCAUCGAAAGAUGUGACAUGGGACCGGCCGACUGCUCCCGCUCCUGGUCACCCUGCAGUGAACAAGACCAAUUCGCUGUUGCAGAAUAUUAUCGAUGGGAUCAUGAACACGCAGGAAAAAACCCCUUCCGAACGAAAGAGUGAAACGCCCGGUACCCCCCAGACAUUCGAACGACCAGAGAAGAAAAAGCGGGAAGCGGACUGGUGGAAGAAGCUCGAUAUCCAGAAGCAAAAGAAGCUCUAUGAGAAUACACUUCAUCCCCAUAUCAAGGCCGUGGUCGAUCAAUACAAACACAAGAUUCCGAAAGAGCAUCUGAAGCGGUUCGCCAAAGAGACGGCCAAAAAACUUGUCGAAAGUGACUACAAGAGGAACAAGGUGUCCGACCCGACCAAGAUCAGCGAUAAGCACCAACAGACCGUCAAAUCAUUUUGCACCACCUUCUUCGACAAAGCCGCACAAAAGCACAAGGAGCGCGAGAGGCGCAAGUCCGGAAACCCCGUAGACGAGGACACGAAGAUGUCCGAUGACGAGGCUGAGCCUUCAGGAACCGGCGCGGCUACAUCGCCAAUGGACGACGAUGCAUCAUCACUGAAGCGCAAGUUCUAUGAUCGCAUGGAUCAAGACCCAGACCACCUCACUCCCGUCGAAGAUGGAAGUACCUCUUCCAAACGACAAAAAUCCACUCCUCCUCCGCCUUCUUCGAGAGAUUCUGUCGAGUCAAAGGAUGAUCCAUCGCCUCCACCACCGCCUCCUCCCCCUAAGUUCCCGGAGAAUGGACAUGGACAUGGGUAUGAGGAUGUGGAGAUGAAUGAGGUAGCUCCUUCGCAGAUUGAAGUAUAA
Molecule: messenger RNA, 2580 nt
Organism: Penicillium odoratum
Lineage: Eukaryota; Fungi; Ascomycota; Eurotiomycetes; Eurotiales; Aspergillaceae
Gene: set2
Product: SET and WW domain protein
Exons: 4
Coding region: 1-2580 (859 amino acids)
Biological process (GO): regulation of DNA-templated transcription
Cellular component (GO): chromosome; chromatin; nucleus
Molecular function (GO): histone H3K36 methyltransferase activity; protein binding
Source: RefSeq, a predicted model, not a curated record